Messenger RNA from Strongylus vulgaris, 207 nucleotides. The record is from the annotation of a GenBank genome assembly. Lineage: Eukaryota; Metazoa; Nematoda; Chromadorea; Rhabditida; Strongylidae.
AUGCAUUCACCAAGACUUGAAGUUAUAGCGGACCACAACCUUCCAUCAGGAGGAGUUUGGCGAACAAUCGUAGACACAUUGAAGCUAGAGGGUGUAUUUGGUCUUUACAAAGGCUGUCUCAUGGCUAAUGUGCGACAAGUCCCAGCUGCUGUUGUGACGUUCGUCACCUAUGAAAACGUUCGCAAUUAUGUGAAGAACACUUCUUAG